GAGACGGUGGGAUGUGGGAUGUGGAAUGGUGAUGGUAUAUAUAUCGGCGCGAUGUGCCGGGUGCGGAUCUGUCUACCGACUGUCAAGCAAGAAUCAGCUGAUUUUAAUCGGUGCUUUUAUUACACUUAACGAUUGUGUCGCAAGUUACUCUUUCACGCUGAUCUUUAAUUGACUGAAAGAUUGUACAUACGAGAUAUUAUUCUCUUUGAAAUAUUAUAAUUUUUUGGGAAAGAGAAGUACUUUUGCGAAUCGGAAGCAUGACGAAUACAGAUGAGAAAUUUUAUUACUCUUUGAGCGGCGAUAAACAGGAAGAUGAGAAACUAUUGGAACCGAUUAGAUACAUUCUCCAAGUUCCUGGAAAGCAGAUAAGGGCGAAAUUAGCCCAGGCCUUUAAUUACUGGCUAAAAAUAUCACCCGACAAAAUAGAAGCAAUAGAGGAAAUAGUAACUAUGCUCCAUAACUCCAGCAUCAUAAUUGAUGAUAUUCAAGAUAAUUCCAUUUUACGAAGAGGUAUUCCUGUUGCUCAUUCUGUUUAUGGAAUUGCUAGCUCAUUAAGUGCUGCAAAUUAUAUAUUAUUUAUCGCUUUGGAAAGAGUUGCUAACUUGCAACAUCCUGCAGCAACAAAAGUGUACAUGGAACAAUUGUUGGAACUUCAUAGAGGUCAAGGAAUGGACAUUUUUUGGCGGGACAAUUUCAUCUGUCCAAGUGAGGCAGAUUACAAGACUAUGACAAUAAGAAAAACUGGUGGUCUCUUUAACUUGGCAGUAAGAUUAAUGAAAUUGUUCUCAACUUAUGAAGAAGACUUGUCAUCGCUAAUAGCCACUUUGGGUUUGUACUUUCAAAUACGUGAUGAUUAUUGCAAUUUGUGCCUUGGUGAGUAUACCGAAAAUAAGAGUUAUUGCGAGGAUUUGAGUGAAGGAAAAUUCAGCUUUCCCAUUAUUCAUGCGCUUACAACGAAUCCUGAUGAUAGGCAAAUAGUUUCCUUAAUAAUGCCUGAUAAAGAUAUUUUGAGACAACGAACUAAAGAUAUCGAAGUGAAACGCCAUUGCAUUAAAUUGUUAGAAAAAUUUGGCUCUUUCAAGUACACAAGAAGUGUCCUUGAAGAGUUGGACAUGAAAGCAAGAGCUGAGAUUGAACGUUUAGGAGGCAAUCCGUUUUUGAUAAAAAUUUUAGAUGAACUCAAAAAUUGGGAUACCAAAGAAGCACCUAAAGAUCUUUUAACUGGAACAUUUUAAAUUUAAGACAGAAAGAUAUAUAUGUCAAAUUUGUAUAUUUCUUUAUCAUUUUAUAUAAAACUGCAUGUUUUCAUAGUGCAAUGAUCUGUUUUUGACAAAAGAAAACAAGGGAUGAUUAUACAUGAAAAAAAUGAUAUAUGGAACAAUUAAUAAAAAAUUCAGAAUAAAAUUUUUUGAUAGGAAGCUUUAUUUUAUGAAAAGAAACGAAGUAUUAUAAAUAAUAUAAGUUUAUGCAUGUAAAGUAAAAAAUAUUUAAUAUUAUAUUUUAAUGUAAAAAUUGUGGUCUAUUUUUGUUGCGUUUUAAAAACUAUAUUGUAUAAAUGUAAUCAUGAUUUCUUCUUAAAUGUAUUUUAAGUUUUUAAUUCUUCAAACGCUGAUACUGUUAUCACUCCUGGAAUUCUCAAAAUAAACUAUUGAUUUCAAUGAAUCUUUUUAAUAAAAAUCAAGAUAUAUAUGACAAAUCUAAUAAUCCGAGUGAUCAAGUUAUUACCACAGUCAAUCCAAUAUUUAUAUUGCUUGUUUGAAAAGUUUGAAAAGUAUUUUUUAAAUGUGAGCUUCUUUCAUAUUCAUUUUCAAAAAAAUCUUUUACUUUUUGACUUAUUUCGAUUUAUUGUUUCACGAAAAAUCAUACCCUUGCUAAUUGUACUAUUAAUAAUGAACUAGUACUAUGUUAAUAUUAUAUAUUGCGAAUUA
Molecule: messenger RNA, 1928 nt
Organism: Cataglyphis hispanica
Lineage: Eukaryota; Metazoa; Arthropoda; Insecta; Hymenoptera; Formicidae
Gene: qm
Product: terpene synthase
Exons: 7
Coding region: 258-1235 (325 amino acids)
Biological process (GO): isoprenoid biosynthetic process
Molecular function (GO): prenyltransferase activity
Source: RefSeq, a predicted model, not a curated record